AUGGAGACUUCUCUGAGGUUUACCGGAAAUUCCAGGUCUUUGAAAAUCCACGCUAAGGAGAAGCUCCCAGUCAACUCCAAAACCCAUUUGCAGCUGCAUGGAGAGCUAGAUACUGGAACUGGUGCCCCAAGUUACUUCUGUGCCAUGAUUAGACACUUUUUCCCUGAGGCUACAACAGGACUUGGAGUAGGAUUGCAUUAUGAUAAGCGCCAGAAGCUUCGAUGUCAUGUACGCGGGAAAAAAGAGUUUCCUGUGAGAAGUGAUAAGCUUGUCACCUUUAACAUCAAAGGGCGUUGUGAUUUUGAUCAGGACUUUGUUCAGAGGAACCCUAAAGGAGCUGCAGAAUUUUCCUGGAGCAUAAAGGAUUUCAAGGAAGAUCAAGAUGUACGGAUCAAAGUUGGCUACGAAAUGUUUGAUAAGGUCCCUUACAUGCAGAUUAGAGAGAACAAUUGGACUCUCAACGCAAACAUGAAGGGGAAAUGGAACUUGAGGUUUGACCUGUAA
This is a messenger RNA of Microthlaspi erraticum, 504 nucleotides long. The record is from the annotation of a GenBank genome assembly. NCBI's taxonomy places the organism in Eukaryota, Viridiplantae, Streptophyta, Magnoliopsida, Brassicales, Brassicaceae.